UUUGAAUUUGUUGGAUCUUGCCACAUAUACAAUCGAGCAGGCCUCGAACUUUUUGAGUUCACUUCAGUUCGUCAGAACCAAGGAAAUCAAGGUCGACUUCAUGUCUCCGGGUGAAUCCACAACGAUACCCCAGUUCCUCGCCAUUGUCCAGGAGAGAUUCGAUAAUCACAAACUUGAAUCCAUCAGCGUCGACGGUGUUUAUCGUUCGGGACAGGUGCACACAGGACAGAGCGUCUUCACACCACUGUACACAUGCUGCAAUCUAACCCGACUCAUUAUUGAACGCGUCUGUGACCUUUCCAUAUCCGACGAGGAGCUGUGCCAGCUGGCGACAGCUUGGCCUAAGCUUCAAGCGCUCCAAAUCAAAUGCUAUACCGUCGGUAAAAUACCGACAUUCUAUGGGCUAACCAGUUUACUUUGGCGCUGUCCCGGUUCGACUUCGCUCGCUCUUGUCAUCGAUUUCACCAAGUUGAAAGGUAUAGAUCUCAAGAGUCCUGGCAGCGGACGCUGCAAUAAGCGUCUCAAAUCCCUCGCCCUCGGAAAUUUACCCAUCGAAGUUCCGGUGGACGUGGCUC
Molecule: messenger RNA, 575 nt
Organism: Suillus subaureus
Lineage: Eukaryota; Fungi; Basidiomycota; Agaricomycetes; Boletales; Suillaceae
Exons: 1
Source: RefSeq, a predicted model, not a curated record